AUCGAAACGCCAAAAAAUAUUAUUCUUCCGUUAGUUGCCAGUAAAAAAUUGAUAUUGAAAGUUUGUGUAAAAAGCCAUUAUUUAGUGUAAAACUUUAAUUAUAAAAAAAAUAAAAAUAUAACAUAAUGGAUAUGCAUAUGGAUGACGGUUUGCCAACAGGAGCAAUUAUAUCAAUUGUUUUCGGUGCUCUUAUUGCAACCGCAAUUGUUGUCUUUUGGAUUAUUUUAAUUGUUUGGUGCUGUUUGAAACGUAAAAAUGUCUAUAAUCAAACGACAGUGUCACAUUCAACACCUGUGGUUGUAACAUCUGCUACUCAUACAGCACCUGGUGGUUAUCCCGUUACACAAAUGCCAGUAGGGGCUACAACAACAGCGUAUCCAUCACAAGCCUAUGCUGCGCCCUACCCUCCUCAGGGAGCUCCUACACAAAUGCCCAUGCCAAUGCCUAUGCCUGCAGGUCAACCUCCAGUUGGUAUGCAACCUCAUUUACCACCAUAUCCAGCGACUAAUAUGAAUCCACCUCCCUAUGAUGUGGCUGUUAAUUGUGCCGGUGCUGGGCAAGUUAACAAUACUGGUUACCAAAAACAAGCACCCUACAAUCCCAACUAUCCAAUGUAAACAAAUGUUUUCCAACAUUUCAUUUUUCCAUACAAACUAGAGAUACAACCAACGACUUUCAAAAAACAGAAUGAGGGAACUUUAUUUAAAGACUUGUUAGAGAAAUAGCAAAAAUAGAAGUUGCCAUAACAAGUAACAAAUAAAUAAUUAAAAAAUUAAUUAUCUUAUAUAGAUAUGUAAAUUUAUUGAAAAUUUUAUUAGACAAUAUGUAAUUGCUUAAAAGCUAUUGUUUAAAUCUUUUUUAUAAAAUUUGUAUUCACUAAAACACAAAACAUUUUUACAAACAGUCAAACAAAGAAUGUCGUCUAUUCCAUGUUACAAAAAAAAAAAAGUUUUACCAAGUAUUCCAAAAAAUAUUAAAUUAAAAUAGAACAUAAUUUAUAAUUUUAUUAUCCUAAAUGUUUAUGUAAUUUUUAAUAAAAGUUUAUUAGCUUUCA
This is a messenger RNA of Lucilia sericata (common green bottle fly), 1054 nucleotides long. Its product is annotated as protein shisa-5-like. The record is from RefSeq and is a predicted model, not a curated record. The transcript has 4 exons. Bases 126 to 617 code for a protein of 163 amino acids. NCBI's taxonomy places the organism in Eukaryota, Metazoa, Arthropoda, Insecta, Diptera, Calliphoridae.